This is a messenger RNA of Tetrapisispora phaffii CBS 4417, 1860 nucleotides long. RefSeq lists its product as uncharacterized. The coding region runs from base 1 to 1860 and encodes 619 amino acids. Gene Ontology annotation, molecular function: mRNA binding. The record is from RefSeq and is a predicted model, not a curated record. Lineage: Eukaryota; Fungi; Ascomycota; Saccharomycetes; Saccharomycetales; Saccharomycetaceae. The transcript has a single exon.
AUGCCACUGAUACACGAAACUGAAACUUUAAAUGACACAUCAAUGAUGUUUCAAAAUGAAAAUAGAGGAGAAUAUCAAACAACAAAUACAUCCAUCCCAGCGUUAGGCGAUUUAUCACCAAAACAUAAACAAGCUUUAGGUCUUCAUACUGUCAAUGGUUCAAACUUUAAAGGCCAACAAUCUCCAUUGCAAUUAACUUCAAUGCUAAAUUCCCUUACAUUAAGUCAGGAUAACCAAGCAGUUGCCAACAUGCGUAACUAUAAUGGUCCAUUUGUUCUAAUCUUAAGGAAUUUGCCAAAUGAAAUUAGUUUAAGAGAAUGUCACGCUGUGUUUGCUUUAGCCCACAAUAUCUUAAGCAUGGAACUUGUCAAAUCUGAAAACUCAGAAAAAGAUGAACCAUUCCUUAAAGUCCAAAUUGACUCAUUGGUUAAUGCAGCUAGUUAUGCAAUGAUUUUAAGUUCAAAAUCUGAUAUAUUUGGUCCUGAUUGUCCAAUGAAGUCAUACGUUGAAUUAUUUGACCAACCAACUAAUCAGCAGGUGCCAUAUAAUGAAUUAUCACAGCUCAACCAAUCUUAUAGAUUAGGUUCUGAUUUGAACAAUUUGCAUAAUUUUAAGAAUAUCAUUCCUUUGGCUGCUAAUUCCAACAUCCCAAGUGUUUUUGAUGGUUCUACGUUACCAAAGAAAUCGAGGUUCUCUUUCAGCGAUAAUUUUUCUAAUGAAUCUAAUUUGGUAAACAACACUACCGAGAAUCAACAUGUCUCAACAGGUAAUUCACUAAAUCCACAAGGUUCUCAAUCCAUUCCUGGCCAUCCUCAAUCAUUUCAAGAACUAUCAGCAACCAGCUCCAUGCAACAAGGUAAUGUUGGAAAGUCUAUUUUAAUGAUGGAAUCUGAUGACAUUAAUGAUGCUAUUUGGGGUUCUAAUGGAAUUACUUUCAACAAUGCUACUACCGGGUCAAACUCCACCGUUCCAAUGUUUGAAUGGAAUUCAGGAGGAAGCAGGAAACAAAAUAAUUUAUUUGGAUUCAGUCAACAAACUAAUAACAUGCCAAACCAAUCAGUUCAAGGAAGUACUGCUCAGCUAUCGAAUAUAUCGAGUGAUGGAUAUUUACCAGCAAAUAAUAACAUUUCAUCCUUCGGAAUACCACCUUCAGUAAAUUCUUCAACUCAGCAAAUGUUAUCUCCUUUGGAUUCAACUUUGCCAGCCAAUCAACAUCAUCCUAAUAUAAGUUCUCAAUCUUCAACUUUUAACAUUAAUGAUAAAUUGAGUACUGAUAGUCAAGCAGCCAAGAACCAAUCUCAAACACCUCAUAGGAUGCAACCUAUGAGAAACACCAGAAACUCACAAGAAUCAAUUGGCUUACAAAAGAAUUCUUCAACUCCCUCACUAUCAUAUAGCAAUUUAGCCAAUACUGGUGCCAUAUCGCAAGCUGACUUAUCGUUGUUAGCCAAAGUUCCACCACCUGCCAAUCCAGCUGAUCAAAACCCACCAUGUAACACUUUAUAUGUUGGUAACUUACCAUCUGAUGCUACUGAACAAGAAUUAAGGCAACUAUUUUCUGUACAACAAGGUUUCAGAAGACUGUCGUUUAGAAAUAAAAACAACAACGGCAAUGGUCACGGUCCAAUCUGUUUUGUUGAAUUUGAUGAUGUAAGUUUUGCCACAAGAGCUUUAGCGGAAUUAUAUGGUAGCCAAUUACCAUCUGCUACUGUAAGCAAUAAAGGUGGUAUUAGAUUAAGUUUUUCUAAAAACCCAUUAGGAGUUAGAGGUCCCAACAACAGAAGGAAUACUAGCACUCCAACAUUAAAUGGAUCAUCAAAUUCUAAUAAUUAUAGCUACAUUGGCAAUUACGGCAAAUAG